Messenger RNA from Symbiodinium natans, 1632 nucleotides. The record is from the annotation of a GenBank genome assembly. Lineage: Eukaryota; Dinophyceae; Suessiales; Symbiodiniaceae.
AUGGCGCCAAAGAAGGUUUUGCAGGAUUGGUUUGCGUUUCCGCUGUACAUGACUUCGGCUGUCUGGCUUGUCAUGACGAAUGAGCACGAGUCCCAGCUAACCAAGCUGACUACGCUGCUGCAGCAUUUGACAAGUUUGGGCUUGACCCAUGCCUCCGAACCAACGCAGGCUCUGAUCGCAGCCUUUCUCUCUGCCUUCGACCCCAACGGCGCUUACGUGCGCGCCAAUGCGAAUAUGGGCCUGGCGUUGCUGGGCACGGUCAAAAACAAACUAAAGACCUUUGCAGAGCGGGCUCUGCGAGCUGGACAGUUGCCGCCUCACUUACCUGUGUUGCCAGCUGACGUGAACCAGCUGCCUGCAGCCCAUGCCAAGUUCUUUUCAGCAGGUUUCGUUGCUGUGCCGGAACAGGUGCCGCUGUCAGACAUCGUAGCAUGGGCCAGAGUGUGGCCGAUGAGGAAGACGAACUCUCUGGUGCAACCAGCAAAGCAAACUGGAAGCUCGGCCCAGUCAACGGAUGCAUUGGCAGUUCUGCAGCAAGCAGCUCAGCUCAUGUUGGUCUUGCAAGGUGGUGGAAACAAUCGUAGCCAAGCUCCGCAGGAGACCGCAGCAGCCGCUACCGCAGACAGUUCCGCCAGAUGUGGCCUUGCCGGCUGCGCCUGCGAUGGCGCUGGCCUUGCCGGCUUCAUCUGCGAUGCUGUGGGGCGCGGGUACGACCAGACUGAAACUGGGCCUGCUGCUGCCGUGUUGCCUGCGAGCACAAGCUAUCAGCAGCACCAGCAGCAGCAGCAGCAGCAGCCGCCGAGCAACUCAGCGGUUGCUGCUGCGCCAGCCGUGACGGAGACUCCAGUCCGUAAAAGUUCCUCGCGCUUGACUGGCAUGGUGGGGCGCCUGGCUGAGGCACAGUACGACAAGACCUUGAGCCCACUCAGUCCUUGGUCACACUUCCGAAAAGGCGCACGCUCUGAAGCGCGCCGCUUGCAAGAGCAGAGCGCAUGCUCGCCGGCUCCGAAAUUGGUGGCAGCUUCGGAGUCACGGAGCCCUGCGCUCAAGCGCCCGGCCGCAGCGGAGAAGAGCGUGGGGCAACUUUCGGAGGACUCGCCCAAGACUGCGAACAAGAAGGAGAACCAGAAGAUAGCUGUCUUCGUGCGUCCGGCGGCAGCGCCGGAAGGCUCGGGGCAACUUCGGGAGGACUCGCCCAAGACUCCGAAGAAGAAGCAGACUGCUGUCUUCAUGCGUCCGGCCGCAGUGUCGAGCAGCGAACCGGGAGUGCCCGACUCGCCCAAGACUCCGAAAAGGAACAAGACCGCCGUCUUCGCGCGUCCGGCCGCAGCACCGUGGAGCGGGAACCUCGGCGUGGAAGAGUCGCCGCAGACUCGCAUGAGCCCGGGCCGCGUGUUGAGACGUCCGGCAGCCAAGGUGAAGUCCGAGAGCGCGCGUCCGGCUGCUGCGCCUGUGGUGAGACGCCGCCCCUCGGCCGCUGCCGCUGCCAAAGCGCCCCGCGCCCUGAAGAACACCGCGAAGUGUAUUCGUUCCCGAGCUUAUCACAGAGCGCACCGCGCGGCCAUCAAAGCUGGCAAGAGCAAGAAGCAAGCGCGCGAGCUGGCCAGGCAGGCGCACCGCAAUGCGUUGUAG